This is a messenger RNA of Melospiza melodia melodia, 1941 nucleotides long. It is a transcript of the gene ZBTB42, whose product is annotated as zinc finger and BTB domain containing 42. The transcript has 2 exons. Lineage: Eukaryota; Metazoa; Chordata; Aves; Passeriformes; Passerellidae. Bases 53 to 1480 code for a protein of 475 amino acids. Gene Ontology annotation, cellular component: nucleus. Gene Ontology annotation, molecular function: protein binding; DNA-binding transcription factor activity, RNA polymerase II-specific. Gene Ontology annotation, biological process: regulation of transcription by RNA polymerase II. The record is from RefSeq and is a predicted model, not a curated record.
CACAUGCGGACGCCGAGCGCCGCCGCUGCCGCCCGCCGGUUAUGAAGGAAGAAUGGAGUUUCCAGACCAUAGCCGCCAGUUGCUGCAGUGUCUGAGUCAGCAGCGUCACCAGGGCUUCCUGUGUGACUGUACUGUUUUAGUUGGAGAAGCUCAAUUCAGAGCUCACAGAGCCGUUCUUGCCUCUUGCAGUAUGUACUUCCAUCUUUUCUACAGGGACCAGUUAGACAAAAGGGAUAUUGUGCAUCUGAACAGUGACAUUGUCACAGCCCCUGCCUUCAGCCUGCUGCUCGAAUUCAUGUACGAGGGAAAGCUGGAAUUCAACAGUCUCCCAGUGGAAGAUGUGCUGGCUGCGGCGAGCUACCUUCACAUGUAUGACAUUGUGAAAGUCUGCAAGGGCAAGUUGAAAGAUAAAGAAUUAUGUUCCGAAGAGAAGAUUAAUGAUGAGGCGGCUAGUUUGGAGAAAGCGGAGCAUUUUCUAGACGCCGGAGUGCCCCUGGUCCACGAGUUUGACCCAGGAAACAAACAAAAAUUCAGCGUUGCAGAAUACGAGAGAGCAGCAGGCAAAGAAAAGGUCAGCAGUCACCCCGCCUGGUCCUCUGAUCAUAUAAGUGUCAGCUCUGUGCCGACAGAGGCAGAACCGUGCGCCGCAGCAGCUGGAAAAACAAAGGCUAAUGUCAAUAGUUCCACAGGACCUUUGUCCCAAAGGUCUGUUAACCAUCCCCUGGCUUCGAGUGAUGUGGACUGCGCACUGGAUUUGUCUUUCAAGCCCGUGCCGGGGAGAGAUUCCUUACACCCCUCCUAUGUCUUUGGACAGCUGGCUUCCGACAGCCAGCAGCAGGGUACCGAGCCACUUGUUAAAGAUGAACAAGACUUGCUGUCAGAUCAGGAGGACAGCGAAGCCAGGAGUCCAGAGAGUCAGCAUUUUGGGAAUUCAGCCAAAAGCCUAGUGACAGGGUUAGGACACAUGUUCGCGGGGAAUGGCAGCUCUCAUGCCCGAGAGGAGGACAUAGAUCAAGAGCGAGACGAGAGCGAGGACGACAUGGAUUCGUCGGACAUCUCCUCGGGCGUCCUGGUGCCUCCUGGGCAUAUCUGCAUUUGUCCCCUCUGUAGCAAGGUGUUCCCAAGCCCGCACAUCCUUCAGCUGCACCUGAGCUCUCACUUCCGCGACAAGGACGGCUCGCGGACCCGCCUGUCCCCCGACGGGUCGGUGCCCACUUGCACCCUCUGCGGAAAGACUUUCUCCUGCAUGUACACGCUCAAGAGGCACGAGAGGACUCACUCGGGGGAGAAGCCCUACACCUGCGGCCAGUGCGGGAAGAGCUUCCAGUAUUCCCACAACCUCAGCCGGCACGCGGUCGUGCACACCAGGGAGAAACCCCACGGGUGCAAGUGGUGCGAGAGACGCUUCACGCAGUCCGGGGAUCUCUACAGACACAUCCGCAAAUUUCAUUGUGGCCUUGUAAAGUCCUUGGUUGUUUGAGACGUGUGACUUGUGUUUUGUUUCGUUUGGGUUUUUUUUUUUGUUUUGUUUUUUUUUUUUUUAUAUAUAUCUACAACCCCCCUCCAACUCUUUUAAAACAAAACAGGAAAAAAAAAAAAGGCAGCAUCUGAAUUUUAAUUUUGUUUUUCUCCUCCCUUUAUUUUAUUUUGGUGAUAUUCACUUCAGGUAUAUGAUCUUUAAAAGAUGCAGCGGUAAACACUCCAGAGGCCUUUUAAUGCAAUCCUUCCACUUCUCCAUCUCCCCCCCUUUCCCCUGCCACCCUUCCCAGCACGGUCCUUUAGGUCUUCUCUUGUGCACCCAUGUUACAUUAUUAAUGUGAAAUGAUCUUAAGUAAUUCUGCAAUGAUUUAGCAUCAGUUUUCUCACUGGAAGUACUUGCUUUGUGGUCAGGAUUUUGUUGGUUUGGGUUUUCUUUUCCUUUUUUUUUUUUAACUUCUUUUU